CAAAACAUAACUAAAGAUUAGGAAGUUUCAUAAACACACACAACCAUGUACUCCAGUCUAAAACGAAGAGUUUCUCAGACAAGAUCCGGAACUUAUAAAAGAAACGAUUGGUUUUUGGACUUUGAGAGAUUACCUUGGAUGGAAUGGAUGGAUUUGCAACCGAUGCGAAAGGGUCAAUACGUGUCUCUACAGCUACUAUAUCCGAUCUUACUCCAAGAAAUCAACAUUGCGAAACCUUCGAAACUGCUGCAUUUUCUUAUUGGCAAAGGCGUUUUAAGUUGGCAGGACGUUGUUGUCAUCCAACAUAACAGACAGACUGAUAUGGAAAUGAAUGCGCCAUUUCUUCGUAUAAUUAUGACAAGAGGUGAAACGGGAUUUUAUGGAUUCCUGGAUGCGCUUCGUUCCAGGCACGGAGGAUGGCAGGGAUACUUGGCAGAUAUGAUUGACAUGCACUUCAAUCCAGCUAUUGUCAGAGAUCUCCUUGAUGUAUUCAAGAUAGUUUGCCACGACUUGACACGACUAACACCAGCAGGGUGGUCAGCGUUACCAAGAGCUCUGGGUUUGUCUGUUGCAAGAAUAGAACGCGCCAGAAGACAAAACAGACUUCUUGUGAACCAAGCUCUUCAUUCGUUAUUGCUGUGGAGCGGACACAGGGAUGAUAAAGAACAUAUCCUGAACGAAUUGUUGAUCGGUCUUGUCAAGAUUCAUAGAGUUGAGAUUGCAGAAAGCCUGGUUCGGCUAGUUGACAUGGUCCACAAGUUGCAAAGAUGGAGAAUUCCAUUGAAAUCGAAAGAAGAAGACGCUGUGUUUGACGAAUCGGAAAGCAGAUCUGAUGACGAACAAACGAGAGAUAAAUCGGAUAGAGUUAACACGCCCGGACUUGAUUCAGGAAUGUCUUUACCAGCUGAAGAGGAUCUUGAAGUAGCUGCCGUGUUUGGUUUGAGUCGAUCUAGUUCACAACAGUCUGGAGGAAAUCUCUUAGCUCCGCGUAGUACAAGCUAUGGAAAGGGCAAAAAGAGAAGGAAUCACCAAAGUGUUGAUUCUGGAUUUGUUUCCCCUGUUCCUUCUGGAAGAACACCAGACCCUCAUGGACUGGGAACGCGAAAGUAUAGAGCCAAACCGCCAAGAUCUCCAAGAGGAAGGAUACAGAGAAGUUAUCCAAAAUUGAGAACCCUGUCAUCGCUUUCAGCAACUGAUAUGCAGGAGAGGAUACAAAAAGGAAGAGUCUACAAUUACGGUCUGAGUCCAAGAGGAAAGAGCAAUGCUUGGGAGAACCGGUCACCGACAAUUCUACAAACGGACUACGUUGUUCAUCCAAACCAUGAUAAUUUAUUCAUGGAUUAUUUGAUUUACCAGUAAAACCGCUUUUGAAGAAAAUCCAUCAAAUAAAAACUAAAUGAAUUUAAUUGUAAUAUAUUUUGGAUGUUAAUGCCGAUUUACCAGUAAAAUGACUUCUAAAGAAAAUCAGACGAAUAAAACUAAAUCGGUCUAGUAUAGUUUAGUACCACAAGUACUUCUAGUGGACGUGGAAUAACAUUUUUUUGCAUAUGACAUUGGCGUGAUUUUUGUAUGACGCAGUCAGACAGGUAUCAGAAAUAACAUGUGCAAAUAUAAUAUGUGCAAAUAUAGUUAUGCUACGUCUACCAGAAGUGCUUGUGGUAGCAUACUGUACCAGACCCAAAAAACAAUUUGAAUGUAAUAUAAUUUGGAUGUUAAUGCCGAUGUAGGAAAUCUGUUUUAUUAUUUCGUUUAGUUUAUUUCUGAUACUGCUUCUGAAUUAUUAAUGAAAUGUAAAAACCUUGAAUAGCACUCAGUUUGUGUGUCGCUCAUUAAAACUUGGUAACUAAUUGAAAUUUUAUCAGCAUGUUAUUGCACAAAAAGUUCACAUAUCAUCAAACUGUUUUUAUUUUAUGUUUCAAGCUAUGAAAUACAUAUGUUUAAGUGGUCCAUGUUAUAUUUUGUUCAGAGUUAUUGGUAUUAGCUAAUAAACUUCUUAAGCUUUGAUGGAAUAUUAGUCCAAAAUUGUACUAUGCUACUUCGUUAAUUAUAGUGGAUUCAUGAUAAAGAUUUUUCUUCGUUAUAAACCAGUGGUUCUUCACCCUUUUUUCAUCAUUUACCCCUUUAGCGAACAAGAUUACAAGAUUUACCCCCAAUAUAGCCAUUGGUGAUCAUUUGUAAACAAUUCGUCAAGCGAAGUAUAAAGAUCUCAAACUUUGUCCAACAACAUUUUCUCCGCGAGAGUGGGUUCGGCGAAGAAAGAGUGGUGG
This is a messenger RNA of Styela clava, 2267 nucleotides long. RefSeq lists its product as uncharacterized. The record is from RefSeq and is a predicted model, not a curated record. NCBI's taxonomy places the organism in Eukaryota, Metazoa, Chordata, Ascidiacea, Stolidobranchia, Styelidae. Gene Ontology annotation, biological process: signal transduction; regulation of apoptotic process. Gene Ontology annotation, molecular function: protein binding.